This is a messenger RNA of Diorhabda carinulata, 8725 nucleotides long. Its product is annotated as telomere-associated protein RIF1-like. The coding region runs from base 104 to 7036 and encodes 2310 amino acids. Lineage: Eukaryota; Metazoa; Arthropoda; Insecta; Coleoptera; Chrysomelidae. Gene Ontology annotation, cellular component: nucleus. The transcript has 16 exons. The record is from RefSeq and is a predicted model, not a curated record. Gene Ontology annotation, biological process: telomere maintenance.
GUCAUUGUCAUAUGUCAUACGUUUUUAGUUUGGCGCGUAUAAUUACCAAAGAGAGAAAUGGUUGAGAAAUAUAUUAAAUAAUUUUGUUUUUUAUAUAUUUAAAAUGUGCACGUUUAUUGAUAUGGAUGAACAAGAAAUUAAAAGACUUUUCAAUCAUUCAAGUGAAGUUGCCCUAUGUUUAAAAAACAAUAUUUUGAACAAUGAAAGCUUUCUUGAACUUCUCAGAAAAUGGAAAAACCCGAAAUCAGAAAAGUUUAUAAAAAUUUUGGAAGACGUAUGUCUAAAGGAUUUACCAGAUGAUGUGAAGAAGAAUUUUUUUUUGUCAGAAAUUGUACAUAAUAUGAUGGUUUAUGAGACAGAGGCUCCAAUAAGAGAUAUAUUAAUAGACAUCGCUUUCAUGAUAUGUAAAAUAGUAACAGUUUCAGAAUUUGCUUCUUGUGAAUAUGAACAAUUACUAGAAAACAUUUACUCAAAAUAUAUUCCUGCCAUAAGUCAAUUACGUGAUGCUGAUUAUGAAAACUGGCACAAAUUAUGGAUGUUUUUAGUAAGAUUUUGUGCUGUAAAAAUACAUGAAUCCAUGGAUCUCACUAAUAGACUUCUGAGGAUUGUAGAGUAUGCUUUCAGAAACUCGUCUCAAGCUCAGAGAUUGAAAGGAUAUGAUUGUUGGAAGGAAUUAAUUGAUAAUGCUAGUUUGAACCCUUCUCAUAUGUGUACUAAAAAACAAAUAAAGCUUCUUGUGACCCCGCUAAAAGCAAAAUUUUCCAAACAAGAAAUGGUAAUAUGUAAAAGAUUUGAUAUUUUUGUAUAUUUGCUUGAAAAAUUGGAACGAAAUGCUUUAUUAUGUCUUUCGGAUUUUUUGGAGUUCUGCUUUGGACCAAUUAAUAUUGGGGAUGCACCCAGGUCUGGUCAAGCAAAAAGUGUUCCACAAAUAUGGUCAAAAAGUACCAAUAUCUUGCUUUCAAUUUUAGGACACUCACAUGACCACACAGAUUGCAUUCCCAAAAAUAAUCACUUUAUUGAACCUCUUUUGAAUAAAGAUAAUUUUGGAAAUUAUUAUAAAAUUGUUAUAUAUUCUAUUGGGGAAUGUUGCGGGCUUCUUAAGGGAGACACUCUUGGUUCUAAAAGAGAAAAGGUUAUUAAGUGCAUGUGGAAAUCACUGUUUAAACUAAUAUUUCCAAUUUCUGAAGAGACGUCUACUUACUUUGUUUUAAUUGGAAAAAUUUGGGAAAAUUAUAUACAGGAAAGUAAAGAAAUUUUGUAUUAUAAAAACUUGUUGAUGUUAAUAUUCACGACAUUAAUGGAAUUUGAGCAAGAUUUAAUUCACGAUUGUGUACCAUUAAUUUUGAAACAACUACUUACAAUUUUCCUGACAAUGGAUAAUGGAUUUGAAAAUAUCAACGAUUAUAUCAAACAAGUAAUAUCACACGCUUUUUCGAAAAUUGUCUUAGAAGAAAACAAGGUUAAAAUGAUAAACAUUGCAUUGGAUUGCUUUGCUACAGUUGAAAUAGAGGAUGCAAAGUUAGACGAUUUCACCAAAAUUUGGUUAUUACUUGCUAACGAGUUGGCUACAUAUUUCCCAGGAGAAAAAUUGCUACAAUUUUCAAAAUGUGACGAAUUUUUUAUGUGGCCAUCAGAGAAUUUGCAUCAUAUGGAAAGUGGGAAUAAAAAACAAACAGUACUCCACUGGCUAAAGUUGUAUAGAACAUUUUCUGUAGACUCAGAAACAAAAAAAGUUGAUAUAUUGAAAGAAUUAGAGAGAAAAUUUAAAAACAAUCCUUUAAUAACUUCCAAUAUAAUUUCACUUCUCACAGUGAUGUCUCAAUUUGAAACUAAAAAUUCUACAGAAUUUGUUACCAAGAUAUUGGAAGUGGUAUCUGUGAUUCUCCAAUUGCCAAAUUUAUCUUCAGAAGACGAACAGAAACUAUCAUCCAUAAUCAUACAAUAUUUCGAACCAACAUUAGAAUGUUAUAAUGCAGAAAAAAGUGCUCAUAUAAUUAAAUUGAUAUGUACUUGUAUAGAACAUAUCCUUUGCAUACAUUCGGGGUUCAAAUUUCUAGAUCAUUUCGUGACAUUUUUCAAAAUCUCUUCAAUUUCCAAUCAAGAAAAGUUUUCAUCAAUCCUUAAAGAUACUAUGUCACGAUUGUACAGUGAAGAAAGUGAUGCUAAUAGUUAUAAUGCUAAAGAACUUACAAAAUGCAUUUCUUUAUUCACCGAAAGUACUCGCGAAAAAGAAGAAGAAAAACAAUCAUUUAUUUUACCAACUGGAAGAUCUGCGAGAAUUGCAUGUAUGGGCAAGAAUUCCCCUACUAGUCCAAAUAAACCAUCAAAGACUCUGCAACUUUUUGGAAAAGAUCCAGACACCAUGUCUCCACUUAAAGUAAAAGGAAGUCAAUUGAAUAAAACUCCCAUUUCCAAAAAAAAAGUUGCAAAUGUUGUGGAAGUUCAAAGUAAGAAGAUGCGAUCUGUUUUAGAAGAAAACUCACAAGAUUUUGUUCCUGUGAAUUCCGAAGUGAAACUUGAGAUGAAUAAAUUGAAUGAACAUCAAAAAGAAGUUUUAAAAAAGAGGAGGGAGGACAUUCCGGCUCUAUAUCAAGAUUUAUCUCAAAGCUGUAGCCAGGACAUGUUUAGUUCCAAAUCUAAUUCCAGAGAACCUAUAGUUAGUACAAAAGACUCAAACAUAGUUAGUCUUUCAAAAGAAAUCCCAGCAUGGUCAAAUUUAGAUUCUAACAUAUUUUCGGAAACACAUAAAGAAGUUAUUAAAACCACCUAUAUCAUCAAUGAUCCAAAAGGUUUAAAUUCUAAUGACCUCCUUGAUAAAAAACCUGAAGCAGCAAUUUCCUGUGAUCUUUUUAGUAAUGACGAUGGCCCUAAAGGUGAUAUUAUUCAAAUGAAUGGAAAUAAAGAUGAAGCAAUUGCUUCAAAAGAGCUCUUUAGUGAUGAUAGUGUUUCUAAAGGUGAUAAGAUUCAGGUUGAAGGGGAGAAAACUGAAAUAAUUGAUUCCUGCAAGGUCUUCAGUACAAAUAGUAAUUCAAAAGGUGAUAUAUUCAAGACAAAUGAAACUGUCUCUAAUGAAUCUAUUGUUAGUAAUGAUGCUCCCAAAUCUGUAGAGGAAACCCUACAAUUUCUCGGAUUCAAAGAAAUAAAAUCAUUAGAUAAUCCACCAGGAAUUGAUAAUAAUGAAAUCUUUUGUGACAAUUUAUUCAAUGAAACGCAAUCAGAAGCAAGUAAAUCUUUGACAUCUCAUUUAGAGGAACAAGAUCCAAUAGAGAAAAAGAGAAGAUCCGAAUUGAAACGAUUGAAAAUGGAUAUAGUUGGGGUCGAAAAAUUUUUAGAUACACCUCGUAGAACCAGAGAAAAGAAGAUUAAACUGAUUUCAGAGAAAGCAAAUAAAAAAAAUACAAAUCAGAAAUCAACAAAAGUAAAAGAAGUUGAGACUCCUGAAGUAAUUGUUAAGCAAACUCCUACUGCUUCUGAAUACAAAGAAGAUUCUAAUAAACUGGCAAAAGCUAAAACUCCAGUUCAAAUUGCAAAGGGAACAAAAGAGGCAGACACUGAAAUUCCAUCAGCAAUUAAGAAUAGGCGAAGAAAAAGAUCUAAAGCAGAGAAAAAUAAUGAAGAUUCUUCAAGUGAACAUGAAAACUUAUCAAAGGAAAAAAAUAUAACAACAAUAAAAGAGAAGGAUAAAAUAAACAAAUCCGAAAAUAAUUUUGUUACUUCAUGUGUACAUGUUCAUGGAGUUGAUAAAGAAAAAGUGGACAGUUGUGAUAAAAUUAACAAAAAAAUCGACGUCGAAGUGCACACUCCAAAUAGUAGUGGUAGUAAUAGUAGUGGUACUGAGAAUUCAGUUGGUAGUAGUCGCAGGAAGAGAGGUAGACCUAAAAAAGAUUCAACUUUAUCACAAAAAUCUAGAACAGCAAAAAUUUUACAAAAUGUAGAUUCUCGUUCUAAAUUGAAAGAUGGGAACGUCUCAAAUAAUAAAGAAACGCCAAAGAAAGAAAGACAUAGAAAACUACAUGAAAAAAAUGUGAAGGUACAAACUAAUUUGGAUGAACACAAAGAUAACAAUGCGAAAAGGCAGAAAAUUAUUCCAGAAUUUGGAAAAGAUGCUAAGGUUUCAGAAGAUUUUCCCAAUUCUUCAAACAAAACAGUUUCAAAAGAAGUUGAUAGUCUAGAAAUUGAAGCUAAUGAAUAUCAAGCUGACACAAGUAUUGCUCUAGACAUAAUGGAGGGGAAUGGAAAAAAAACUAAAGGAGAAAAACGGAAAUUAACUGAUGAUGAAAAUGAAGACAUUAUUGAAAGUUCACAAGAAUCUUUUCGUGAGGUUAUUCCUCUAUUGAACUCAUCGAAGAAAAAAUUAAUGAGAGUGAGCAUUGAUAAAGCUUGUAUUACCCUCAAAGACAAAGCAGAAGAAAAAGUUGAAGAUUUGGAAUUAAUGAAAUCUCCUCAAAAACUGAAUUUUGAUGACAACAUUGUAGAUGAAUUGGCAUCGAUUCAACAUUUUGCUACAUAUUUGUCAGAAAAAGAUGAAAUCACAAAUGAAGAAUACAGAAAAGAUGUUAAUACAACACAAGACACGACCCUAACUCAAGAGAACUCUCAAAACUCCAUUCAAGAUGAAGAUACAAAUAUUAAAAAUAAUGAUAUCCUUACGGAGUCUCCGAAAGUGUGCUUAACAGAAUCACCAAUGAAGUCUCCUGAACCACCCAAGAAACCAAAACUUACCGAAACAGACUUAAUAAUUUGCCAUAUGGAUACAAUGUCUGUUUGUGGAUCAAAAGAUAAUGUAACUUCUAUAUGUGACACUAAACAUCCAGAAGAAAAAUUAGAAACAACUAUGUCCUUUAAUUCAGUCGAAGAUAUUCUAGCAACGUCUCAAAAUUUAGAAACAUCUCCGGGUACACCAGUAAAAUCUCAAAAUAUUCUUUCAUCUCCCGUAACAGCGGAGACUCCAAGUAGAACUAAUGAAUUAUUAGAUAACACUAUGGAUAUAUCACCUAUAACUUCUAGAAGAAAUUCACAAGAAGAGGUUUCAGGAGAUGUUUCAGCUGUAAAAAUUCUUAAUUUUUUACCUGAAGAACAAUUGCCAAGUAUCUGUGAAAAUUCAAAUGAAUUCAAAGCCAUUGAUCAUUGUGAAAAGAUCGACACAGAACAAAUAGAAGAAGGGAUUGAAGAAAAUGAUAUUGCCAAUGAUGUGGAUGAUACAUUUGAUGAAGAAAACUCUUUAGAUGAUUUCGAAAAUGUAGAUGCUUCUAGUGAAGCCGAAAUGACUUCAACAGAAUUGAAUGAACAACAGUAUCAUAUGGAAUUGGACCAAGAAGAACCGCCCAUUCAGAACGGUCAAGUAUCGACUACAAUAAAUAUAUCAAAUGGAAAAAAAGAAAAUGCUUUGCAGGACAAAAAUAAAAUUCAAAGUUUAGUACAGGGCAUACCUCACAAGGUGUUUAUUAAAAGAAAAGGUGGUCAUAUGUCGUCACCAUCAGCAUUAAGGAUAAAGAAAUUGAUGAAUAAUAUAGGACAACAACAACGCUUUCAAGAAGAAGCUGUAGAAAAUUUAAAUGAGAAUGAUUUAUUAACAUUUUCGAGGGAGAUACCAAGUCCAUUUGCAGUACCCAGAAGUAGUAUUCUAAAAAGAAAAUUUUCCGAUACUAGUGACGGUGAAGGAGUUUCACCUUGUCCAAAGAGAAAACGUGUCAACUUCUGUGAUCCAUGUUUAACUUCGAAAAAACUCUUUAUCAAAGAUGAAUACCAUCCCAGUAUAGAAGCGAAACGUCUUUUCGAUAUUACACCUGAGAAAAAAUUGUCGGACGAUUAUCUUAAAGAUAUUUUUGAUUUUUCGGAUCAUUCAGCCAGUACAGAAACUGAUUCAGAUAUGCCCGAAACAGAACCGAGUCUAACCACGGUUAAUCCAAUGAUAUUACAAAAACAUAAACCUAUUUUUCCAAAAUUGGUUGAUUGCAAGGAUGAUGUUCUGGUUAUUGUUAAGAGGAUAACGAGUCCAAUGUUUGUUGCCACUCUGAUGAAAAAAUUGGAUGGAAAAAAUGUGAAAACUAUUGGUGAUCUAGCAAAAUUGAGCGAGUCUGAAGUUAAUAGAUUUCCAUUUAAAGUACCUGUAGUUGCAAACGUUAUUAAAGCGUUAGAAAAUUAUUACAAGAAAAAAGGAUAUGGCGAAAAUGUUCAUGAUGCAUCAGCAAGUUGCUCUAAAGAACAAAAUAAAGAAUUUGGAGGUGUGGUAGUACCUAAGUUGGAUAUCCAGUUGGAAUUAAAAAUGGUAAUGCAGAGAGCAAUACAAGAGAAAAUCCCUUUGGAAGUUUUCGCUAAAACUAUUUGUCCACAUAUAGACUCCAAGAAUCUUGUACAGAUAGUGAGGACUAAUUAUCCUAAUAUAGCAAUAGAUACGUUGGAAGAAAAAGAUUACAAGAAAGUAUUGAACAUUAUUGUCCAAUCUAAAGGUAUUUCAGAAACAUUGAAAAUGGCAGAAGCAAAUUUCUGUGACAAUAGGGACGUAUUUCAAGAUGGUGUAGUGGAAUAUGUUAGAAAUUAUAUUCGAUUCGGUAAACUCAUUAAAGGACGAAAUAUAUCAGAUUUAGUAGUAGGAAUUGAGGAAAAUAUUGAAAAUAAGGUGUUCCAAAAGUGUGACGUUAUUCGAUGUUUCUUUCCUCUUUUAACGGGCCCCAAAGACAUACUACCUUACUUAGAUACUCUAUCCAUUGUACAAUUUGAUGAAAUCAUUAUCAAUCGGUUAAAAGGACAAAAUGUUCAAGAAUUUUUCGAAAGAAUUAUUAAAGAGAAACCUUUAGAAGACAUUAAAAAGUUACAUGAGAAUCUCUGGUUAAAACAAUGCUUCAGCACAAACGAAAUUAUAAAUUUGUUUCAGAAAAAAAUACAAUCACAGUCUAAGGAAUCAAGUAGAGAUGUAUUAGUACAGAUGUUUGAAUUUUGUAGUGACAAUUUGGACUCCAGUACAUUAUUGGAACUCCAUGUUGGAUUCCUUAGACGUAUAUCUAGUGCAUUACCUAAAACUAACAGGGAGUCUUAAAGUGGUAAUGAAAACAGAAUAUUUUUUGCGUUUGCAAUUUUUAUCAAUGUGGAUAUAUUGAAUUUUCUUAAGAUUAAUUCUAGAUAUAAACUUUAUGAUGUAUAUGUGUAUAUAAGGUAGAUUCAAAAGACAAAAUAUUAAUAGAAACUAAACUAGAUCAAAAGAUGAUACCAAUUUUCUAAAUAUGUAAUUUGUUUUCAAAUGAAAAAAAAAUAAUUAUCCGUCGAUGAUUUAUGAUUUUCAAAAUACAGUGAGUAAAACAGGUUUCACUUUAACGAACUAUCAUCCUAUAGACGAGGGUAAACCCCUCAAAAAGUCGCUUAGAAACUUGAAAAAGUGAUCAGAUUCAUACUAAUGUCUGAUCUAUAUGUUUUCGAAAUCGCUGAAUCCAAAUAUGAAAUUUGUUUUCAAUUAAAUUUGGUGGGGGAAUCAAAAAUUGAGUCAUCAUUUUUUGCGAUUUGUCAGAGAACAAUCAAUUAAAACCAGCAAAGAUAAUGGAAUUUUUUAGAAUUAUGAAACUAGGGGGCAAGAUGUAGAUAUCAAACACAGAACAAUAAACCUUAAAGCUGCAAUUUGAUAUAAAUCCUAAUGAAAUCUAUUAAUCUAUCAGAAAUGUUUGAAACUUUUGCACAAAUUUCGAUUAUAUUUCACUAUAUUUUCCAUACAACUAUAUUUUUAUUCUAUAGUAGGCGAGUAACCACCCCCAAAAAUGCAUAGUAGUGACCAGAUUUGUACUAAUGGUUAAUAAUGGUUGAUCCACAUGUUUUCGAGAUCGCUGAAUCCGAAUAUGAAGUUUGUUUUUAAUUGAAGUUGUUUGUUUAUGUGAAAAACGACAAUGCUUGUACCAAUACGGUGAUUAGUUGUAACAUUCUGAAAUGAUCUUUAUGUAUUUGUCAUGAUUAUGUAUUUUCUUUGUAAAGUUGGAAUUUCUGGAACAAUAAUUGUGUCUGCUGCUGCCUUGUUUUUGGAGUGUAAUGGACAGAAAAGAGUACCCAAGCCAUGGCUUGGAAUUAGAUGAGAAAACAUACAAAAAUUAUUAGAGAAUGUAUGAAGAAACAUUUGAAAAACUACUAAUGAAAAUAAAACUAAGAAAUUCUUGAUGAGAGACUUAAUAUCAGCAGAUUAGAAACUCGUCCAUAAUGUUGCAUAUCUUGCAUGAAAUAUUAGCUUAACUGAAUUUAUGCCCCGCUUUUGAUCAAGAAAUAUGGCGUCUGGCAUUGCAUUGCACGUUGUCUUGCAUCAUGUCAAGCGUUGAGAGUUAACAUGAAAAAUUCCCGUACUACAGUAUAAUUGUGAGUGUUGGUGUGUGUGUGUUAAAUUUGAACAUUUCAAACAGUAUGGGAAUUAUUUAAGUAACAUGGUUAUACUUUUCGAUAAUUUUAUUAAAGAUUUCCAAAAUAAGAACACCACUCGCUUCUUAAGGGCAGAACUGAACCCCCUAUCUUUAUCACCAUUACAUAUAUUCAUGAAUUAGUUAUACACAAUAAUUCAUUAUUCAUCUUUUUAUUUAAAACAGUGUACCAUUCAAUAUUUUGUACAUACCAAACUCGACAUGAUUCAUGGAUGUGAAAUUUUGAAAUACCUUGUAUACAUAAAGUAGAAUGUAUGAUAUAAUUUGAAAGACUGCUUUUGUAAAUAGAUGUAUUUUUUAUUGACGUAUAAGAAGUGUCAAUAAACGAUUAAAUUUUA